Messenger RNA from Scomber scombrus (Atlantic mackerel), 2093 nucleotides. RefSeq names its product nuclear receptor coactivator 7 (gene ncoa7a). The coding region runs from base 131 to 967 and encodes 278 amino acids. Gene Ontology annotation, cellular component: nucleus. The record is from RefSeq and is a predicted model, not a curated record. Gene Ontology annotation, biological process: response to oxidative stress; regulation of transcription by RNA polymerase II. The transcript has 7 exons. NCBI's taxonomy places the organism in Eukaryota, Metazoa, Chordata, Actinopteri, Scombriformes, Scombridae.
UCUGAGGGUAUAAAGUACCGUCAAUGGCAGGAGCUCAGAGUGGACAUGCUGUUUCAGUGCUGAGGCUCCAUACCAUCACCUCUCUCCUUCUCCUUCUACUUUACCAUCAACGUUUCGUCUUCCGUCAGCCAUGGGAGUUGCCUACAGUGUUGGAGAGGUUGACCACCUCUACACCUUCUUUGUGCAGUGGUCACCAGAUAUCUAUACUAAAGGAAACAAAAAGCACCACCAACCCCACUACCUCAUUAGAGAGAAACAUCAGAAUCGCUAUUUGGUGGUGGAGAAGAACAAAGUGGCUGUAAUCAAUAAACUACUCAGCAACCCUGUCAACCCCACAGCAAAAAACUGGGAGAUCAUCACAGUGAAGGACUCUAAGCGGCGCCUGAGUCUCUGUAGCUCGGAGGAAUCUGAAGCAGAGGAGCCCGAGUACAAUGAGGAGUCUGAUGACAUUAUCCCCGUCCUGAGCGAAUACAGCCAGCUGCUCGAUGACCACCACCUGGAGAGGCUUGCUGCUCAUAUGCCAGCAAGGACUCAAGGCUACCCAUGGCAACUGGUUUACAGCACUGCCAUCCAUGGGAGCAGCCUGAAAACACUAUACAGGAACAUGGCUGGUCUGGACAGUCCGGUGCUGCUAGUCGUCAAAGACAUGCAUAAAAAGGUGUUUGGAGCUUUUUCCUCUGACCCAUUCAGAGUCAGUAAAUACUGCUACGGUACAGGAGAAACCUUUCUGUUCAGCUUCAACCCAGACUUCCAGGCGUACAGGUGGAGCGGGGAGAACUCCUACUUUGUGAGCGGCAACUUGGAAUCUCUGCAGAUUGGUGGAGGAGGGGGGGGCUUUGGCCUAUGGCUGGAUGCUGAUCUGUACCACGGUUCCAGUUUUUCCUGUCCCACCUUCCACAACGAGCCUCUCUCCACACAAAAGGACUUCAUUGUACAAGACCUCGAAGUCUGGACUGUGCAGGGCUGAAGGAGCACAUCUGGAAAGAUGAGAGAAAAACAAAGUAGAAGCCACUGUCCUGUCUGGAGUAACAGAACUUUAAGACUAAAAGGACUGCAUGUGGUUUAACCACCACCACUGUACGUAACCCAAUAGAACAGCAGCUAUCAUCUGUGUUCCUGGCUCAGAUUAGUCCACAUAUGAAGCCUGUUCCUGUGGUUCUCAGGCUGGAAAUCCUGUUAAUGCUGGUUUGAUCUGUGCCUGUUUCUACUUAAAGAUGAGUGGCUGGAUGAAAUCCUGUGAUUCAGGGCCCUGCUGCUUUAAACUGGCUAUUCCUUAGUAGCCCUGUGCUAAGCCCAGUAAGUAACUGGCACCUGAAGCUUUAAGCCCUCCAUGCCCUCACUUGGUUGUGGAGAGCAUUAUAAUACAAAGUUCACAGUAACAUUGUUGGAUAAAAAAAAAUUGUAACUCCUGGAUUAAAGGAAAGUUUUUAUUUUAUUUUAUGUUUAACGGCCAUGUGCAUUUGCAACAUUUUAAAUUGUGUUUACAGUAUGUGCACAUGUGGGCUCGAUGAUAUAUGGCACAUAAAUGGGCAUAAAUCUUAAAGACAAAAAUGUGAAAUAAAUUAAUUAAUACUAAAAACACUGUGACAUGACACGAUCCUGAGUGACUUAUCUUAACUGUAAUUGUACUGUUUUUCCUCAUAAGAGAUCCAGUUUUAAUGUACUACUGUACAGCUGCAGGUAUAGACCAAACCACUCAGGUCCAGUAAUAAGAAUAUAGAGUUGUACUAUUAACAGUGCAUUAUUUGUGAUGAUUGUUGUUUGUGGAGGAAGGGGCUUCAACUGCUAACUGUCACUUCUUCUUCUGUCAGUGACACAUUUGUAUGUUUGUAUAGAUGGAUUCAUAUUUUUGAGGAAGAUAUACUGUACCUUUUCUAAACUCAAAAGAUUAAACAAGCAGUUAAAUCUUUUUUAUUAUACAUUAUGCAUUAUGCAUUUUUAAGAAAAGUUUAACAGGAAAGCAAAGCAAAUGUCCAUGAUGUUCCUGUUUUUUGUUGGUUUUACAUUUCUUUGUGUUUGUAUGUAAAUCUAUCAGGCAGUGCUGGCGCUGCCAAUGUUGUGUGAAAUCACAUUAAAACUUUGUCUUUACUGCU